UUCACAAAUUUCAUACUAAAAUUAUCAGCUCCUCUGUUUGUUCACUUUCAUUUCAAUCAACCCUCUUCGAAAUUUGAGUUUUUUUUUUUCAUGGGGUCCUUUAAUUUUGCAGUAUGCAUGAUCUUGAUGAUGUUGGUUAUGGUGGGGGCUAUUCCUUUUGAACCCAAGAUUGGUAGAAGGAUAGGUAGGGCCCACCGGUUGUGGGACCCUUUAAUACGAUCUCCGGUAGAUCGUGAUGAUGAUGAGGUGGAAGAGGAUGGUGGCGUGCGGUGGGCGGUUCUCGUUGCUGGUUCGAAUGGAUAUGGAAAUUAUCGGCAUCAGGCAGAUGUAUGUCAUGCUUACCAAAUCUUGAAAAGAGGGGGGUUGAAAGACGAGAACAUAAUAGUAUUCAUGUAUGAUGACAUUGCCAAGAGUGAGUUGAAUCCAAGACCUGGAGUCAUUAUCAAUCAUCCGAAUGGUAGUGAUGUCUAUGCCAGUGUGCCUAAGGACUACACUGGCGAGCACGUCACUGCAGUGAAUUUGUAUGCCGUGCUUCUGGGUGAUAAGAGUGCGGUGAAAGGUGGAAGUGGAAAGGUUGUAGAUAGUAAACCGAACGACAGAAUAUUUUUAUAUUACUCUGAUCAUGGUGGUCCAGGGGUGCUCGGGAUGCCGAAUAUGCCUUUCCUUUAUGCCAAAGAUUUUAUCGAGGUCUUGAAAAAGAAACAUGCAUCUGGGACCUACAAAGAGAUGGUCCUCUACAUCGAAGCUUGUGAGAGCGGUAGUGUCUUUGAGGGGUUAAUGCCUGAAAACUUGAACAUUUAUGUGACAACAGCAUCAAACGCGGAAGAAAGUAGUUGGGGUACGUAUUGCCCAGGAAUGGAUCCUCCACCUCCAUCAGAAUAUAUCACAUGUUUGGGGGACUUAUAUAGUGUUGCAUGGAUGGAGGAUAGUGAGUCUCAUAACCUGAAGAAGGAAACAAUAAAGCAGCAGUACGAGAAGGUGAGGGAAAGAACUUCCAACUUCAGCAACUAUAAUGCUGGAUCUCAUGUUAUGGAAUAUGGAAGCAAAGAAAUUAAGCCAGAGAGAGUUUAUUUGUACCAAGGAUUUGAUCCUGCCACUGUGAAUCUUCCUGAAAACAAGAUUGAUUUUGCACGCUUAGAAGUGGUCAACCAGAGGGAUGCUGAUCUUCUCUUCCUAUGGGAAAGAUAUAAGAAGCUAGAAGACAAUUCAUUCGAGAAGGCCAAGCUUCGAAAAGAGAUUACCGAGAUGAUGCUGCAUAGGCAACAUCUUGAUGGGAGCAUAGAAGCAAUCGGAGUGUUUCUUUUCGGACCAACAAAGGGCUCUUCUGUUCUCAACUCUGUCCGGGAGCCUGGUCUACCUCUUGUCGAUGAUUGGGAAUGCCUAAAAUCAACGGUUCGUCUUUUCGAGGCACAUUGUGGUUCAUUGACACAAUAUGGCAUGAAACACAUGAGAUCAUUUGCGAACAUUUGUAACAAUGGUGUCUCAAUAAAUGCUAUGGAGGAAGCUUUUAUGGCUGCUUGCAAUGGGCAUAGGAUAGAGGAGUAUAGCGCUGUGAAUCGGGGCUUUAGUGCUUGAUGGCUCGGGUUGUCUUCUGUUUUUGUUUUAGCAUACUACUGAACAAGAGUUGCUUAGCUACAGUAUCAGUAAGAAAUAUGCUUGUAUGAUAAUAUUAGAAGGUUCAAUGCAUACUUUUAGUCCCUAUAGUCUCUUCCUUUAAGAGUUUUAAAUGUGCCUCAACUCUUGUAAGUACGAUAGUCUUUGAUGCCAGCUAGUCAUAUAAUAAUGUUCUGAUCGUGUAUGUUGAAUUGUC
Messenger RNA from Lycium barbarum (goji berry), 1810 nucleotides. RefSeq names its product legumain. The transcript has 9 exons. Lineage: Eukaryota; Viridiplantae; Streptophyta; Magnoliopsida; Solanales; Solanaceae. Gene Ontology annotation, biological process: vacuolar protein processing. Bases 91 to 1575 code for a protein of 494 amino acids. Gene Ontology annotation, molecular function: cysteine-type endopeptidase activity. The record is from RefSeq and is a predicted model, not a curated record.